AAUCUGCUGGGUUUGGCUGCAUAGAGAAAACGGAGCCAAACUCUACUCGGAACACAAUGAAAAAGGAGCCCUAUGCUGUGGCUCCCAUUUGCUCUAUCACAAAUUCUUUCAUUUCACCCCUAUUCCUACUCUUCGAAAUCUAAGUACCAAGCAAACCCCUUUUACAGUUAGAAAAAAACCCUGAAAAUGGAAGUGAAAGUUCAAUUACUUUAGCAUCGUAUUUAUUGAAUAAAAAGAUACAAAGCUCUGAUCCCCAGGACAUUGAUGAGCACUGCACCACCAUCUGUAACCAGACAUCUGCAGUAUAAAGUGGAAACACUGGAAAUGGCCCUACGGCACGUGACCAGAAAAUCUGUGAGAGAAACUGUGAAAACACAGCGCCAACCAAGUAUGAUGGAGAUCGAAAAACUGCAGCAACUACUAGAAAUGAAGGAUUGAGAGAUGCACUGAGUAAAGAACGUAGCCCAGAAUAUCUUAAAUGACGGGAUUGAGGUGGAAAGGUUCUAUAUAGAUGCUCUGUAACAUGUGAAUCUGGAGAUCAUAUCCAGUAGAAAGCAUUAAAAGGAAAAGGCCCAAACUGUCUGUAACAGAAAAACUGUGGAGGCAUGUGCAGGGAAAGAAAAAUUUCUUCAAACCAACACAUUGAAAAGCAACAUAAAUAGCACAAAUAAUGUGCACAGAGACCUAGAGGAAGCAAAUAAAUGCUAUUGGAGAAAAUAAAAAAAACAUUUUGAAAAACUGGAUAUCAGUAAGUUGACAUGGGAACAAAAAGAAUGUGUUCUGCAAUUGCUUUUUUUCCAAAUGAAUGGCACAAAUCCAUGGUAAUCUUUUAUUUCUUCAGUAGGUGGAUGCUGAACAAGGCUGGUUACUCCAGGCCAGGGGAUUCCAAUAAGUUCUGAAUCUAACAAAAGAAUCUAGCUGUGGCUUGGUGUGAGGUACUUUAAGUUUUUGAAAAAGUUGAUAUACUAUAUACUGAUUUUGUACAUGCACUAGACUAUACUGCUAGAUCUUUGUGUACUGUGUCAGAAGAAAAACCUGUGGAAGUAAAUUUUGGCAUUGCUAAGGUCAAGAGUAUAAGUCAGGAGAAUUAACUUUGCUCAGUGCAGUGGGAUUUAUUUUGUUCAGUCAUUAAUGGAUCUCUAUCCAUCUUUACCAAACGAGUAAAUAAUGUCUGUUGUGACAAUAGCACUCCCCAUGCAUAUUUCCUUAUAGUAAGAGUAUUGUAAAGCAAACUUCCCAGUAUUAGAAAGUACAAAUAGCCACAGCCAGAUUAUGAAAAGUUUACUUACUCUAUGGUUCAUUGCUCUCUGCAUAAGAAAUGUGGGAGCAUGACUUUAGAGAUAUCUAAAAUAUAGCUUACACUGGAAAUUCAAAGUUCAAGCAGAAUUAAGUAGAUUAUAAGCUGUGAACUGGGACAUAAGAUCUAUAAUAGUGUAUCUAUAUGCACAUGAAUGUUUGUGUGACAAGAGUGAGGAAUUUUUUAUUUAUUUUAAAAUCUGUUGUUGUGUUGAUCUUUCAGCAGCAGGCAUUUAGACUCAGUUUUCAUGGGAAAAAAAAAGUCUCAUGACCCCCUAAAGCCUUCUCUUAUUGAAAAGCAGCUUUAUAUUUUCUGGAGGAUGCUCUUGUGAAAGUCCAUUGUCAUACAGGGAGACACAUUUUCAGCUAGCCACAGUGAGUUUUGAUUAAAAAGGCAAAAUCUAUGCAGCUGAUGUUGCGUUCAGUAUAGAAUCAGGGAGGGUGGACCAUGAUGAAGACUCAUAUGCCUGAUUUUCAGAUACCAACUCAGAUACAACUUUAUUGCUAAUUAUAACACUCCAAGGCAAGCAAUGUCAGCUUACCCUGGAGGAAUACACAGGGUGGGGUUCUGGCAUGCACGGCUUGUCAGAUGUGAGGCAGUCAAGCACACAAGCCAAAAUGUAAUACUCAGACAUCAAAUUACCAGAUAAAGUUCAUAAGCAGGAGCCCUGGAGGCAUUUAUACAUAAAGAUAUAGAAAGAUGUGAGACACUUCCUUUGGAAAGGUAGGCUGCCACUUUCCAAAAUGGAAGUGGAAGUGGAUUGGAGCCUUUUUUUGACACAGACAGAAAAAAAACCCCUAGGAGUGGAAGUCACAGGGCCAAAUUGUUAGAGGUGGUUAAGCCAUUUUAAAACAAUUUUUGGUCUUAAGAGUAUUAAAUAGCUUUUAGAAUCUACAUUUCAGUGCCUUCUAGGCAAGAAACUAUUUUUAAUAGUAUUCAAAGGGUUGACUAUGAAAUUGUAUUUUAAUAGUCUAAAGAAAUUUAUUAUGAGAUACUUUAGAUUAUACUUUUGUGUAACAUAGAAGAUACAUUAUUUAGCUUAUUUUUAUGUCAAAUAUUAAAUAAUAAAGGAGAAUAAGCAGAUGAGUGGAAAGCAGUAACAGCAGUGAGAUGAGGCAGGUAAAUCACAAUCAAAUAGCAUCUGCAGCUUGAUAUAAAAAGGUAGUUCAUUAUUAAAAAAGGAAUGUACAAGAUUUGUAUUUCUAGUACAAUUAUUUAAAACUAUUCACGUAAAAAUGUUGUUGGAAAUAUGGAUAAUUAGAAAAGAUGUUUGCACAAAAAGAUCAUGCAGGUGUCUAAAAUAUAUCUGGAGAAAGUGCAGGGGUAGUCCUGCAAUUCUUCAGGGAUCAGGUAACCUUGAUAAUAGACUGCUUUUGUUACAGGAGAGGAUGGAUUUUAGAAUUUCUAAAGGAAAGAUAUAAUGGGUUUUAAUAGGACAACAGAAAAGUCAGAAUAGCAAUACUGAUUAGGGAGAAAAUUAAGGCAUUUUGAAAGUAAAUUACUGUAGACAGUAUUAGAGGCUGUUAAUUAGUAUUUCUUUCCUAGGUGCUUGAGUGAAUGCCAAUGUCUUAAUGGUAAUUUACCUAGAAUAUUUUACCUUUGCAACACAGAAAAUACUUCUCCCAACCUAAUAUUUAUUACACAGCAGGCCACAUUAUCGGAUUCAUCAUCUUCUGCAGUGAUCCUUCCACAUAUUCAGAUGUUAACACCAUAGGGCAAAUACGGCAGCUGUACACUUCCCAUGAACAGCAGCCAGCAAUUAGCAACUCAUCUGCACUAUUUAUUUUGAAAGUUAGCUUCUGACUAAGGCUGUGAGUUCGAGAUCCCCUGUCUGUUGCACUGCUGCUUUGACUGUGUGUUUGAAAUCCAUCUGAAAUAUACUUAUUUUUCUCCUUCUUAAAGAACUUAUUCUUGCCCAAGCCAGGACCUUGCAAGACCCUGUAAAAAACACUAGGAUUUGGACUAGUGGUUAGAACCCUGUGUAUAAAGAGUUGGUACAACUUGGUGAAGAUAUAUUUUCAUUUUGUAAUAAAACCAUUCACGUGAAGCUGAAGAGAUUCUGUGAUCAACUUAUGUGUACAUGGAAACAGAAACAAGGCAUUCCUUGAAAUGCUGUGUGAGGAAAUCGAUACAGACAUCCCUGAAAUACUGAAAAAGGAAGAUGUAUACGUGGGUUACAAGAGUUGCAGACUCUUGUAACCCCUCCCUGUGAAGAGGGGAAUAAAAUCAACAUCACACCUACAUAAGGUCUUGCCAAGGAACAGUCAUAGUCUGCAGAAAUAUAUUAGAAUGUUUUUAAUUCACAAUCAAAUUGCAAGGUGAGAAUUUCCCUCUAGUGUAUAAGAUGAAAAAACAAGAUACAAACAUUAGUGAAUGCACAGCAAUUGCACUAAUACAGAGCUGUCAGGUACAAGGCAUCUUUACCAGAAGGCAGGAUACGAAGUGUUCACAUUCAGAUUGUUUAAUUAGAACAAGUAAUGGUUACAAUCAUU
Molecule: messenger RNA, 3789 nt
Organism: Corvus hawaiiensis (hawaiian crow)
Lineage: Eukaryota; Metazoa; Chordata; Aves; Passeriformes; Corvidae
Gene: BBOF1
Product: basal body orientation factor 1
Source: RefSeq, a predicted model, not a curated record